AUGAACGGCGCCGCGACGAGGAGAGGGGGUUCGGCAGGAGGGGCGGUCGGACAGAGUUUCAAUGGCUUCACUCCCCCGGGGAGGAUGCUUCCUCCAGGUGGUCCGCCCGCCGUAACACCGACGGCAAAGGCGUUGGUAGAAGGCUACAGAAAGGACAUUUUCAGCGGCUUCGCGAAGGAGAGGCCACAGUCCAUUCCCUCCGAUGAGAACCGGCCACAGAGUUCCGCACUCGUCGACCUAAAAGAUCCCAUUCAGGUGCAUCUCCUGACCGAAACCGCCCUUUCCGACAGCAGGACGUUCGAGAUUCUGUCGCAAGAGGAGGUGGACGACCUCAAGAAGCAGAUCCAGUCCCUUUCCAUGCGCAUCGAGCAGGCCCGAGCAAACCUCGCGAUACAGUCCAAGUACCGUGACGCCGCGAUUUCAAUGGCUAAGCUGUACUCGCCCUCCAAGGCGGACGGCAAGAGGAGGAGUUUGCUGAGCAAUCGGAUGAGCGACUCGGCGGCCAAGGAGGCGGAGAUGGAAAGGCAGGCCAGCGAGCGUCGCUGUGAGGAGCUGGCGGCGGAGUUGUUCUCCCUCGAGAAGCGCCUCAUGGAGCCUCAGCGGCGUCUACUGCAACACACAGCCGGCAUUCUGCAGAUGACGCACCGCGCCUCUUCCAAGAAAUCCGGGCCGGUGCCGGUCACGCCAAUGAUGAAUGGCAUCCCUAGCAGCCCCGAGAGCCUCUACACCUACACGAACACCCGCAACAGCAUGGAGAUCCCCAGCGACGAGCUUGACUUCAACGACAGGAGUUUGUACCUGCCGCUGGACCAGCCGGAGGGCCCAGGUGCACGCCGGCGCAAAAACACCAUCGAGAUACCUCUGAAGUCGCCUAUCCGCGAACAGAAUGCGCAGCUGCGUGACCUGCGCGAGGAGCUAGAGAAAGUGAAGGAGGAGAACGAGCGGAUUAUGGAGGAGAACAUGCAGCUCAAGACGGCGGAGCAGCAUAAGCUCAGGGAAGACGAGGCACGUGCCAGAGACGAGAUAUCCCGGUUACAGUCGAGAGAGCAGGAGCUCAGGGAGGAGCACGCGAAAGCCCUGGAGGAGAGCUCACGCAUCAGGAGCGAGACGUCACAACUGAUGGACGAGACGUCGCGACUCAAGGAUGCCGACUCGCGGCUCAAGGCGAUCGAGCAGCAUAUGAGCGCUGAAACGGAGGCUCUCCGGGCGCAGAUCACAAGCCAGCUACGCACAAUCUCGGAUACGGAGGCGAAGCUGGAGGUCUUGAACAGCAAGCUCCGGGAUGUUAUUGUGGGAUUUCAUCCAACGAAGAACGGGACAUACGGAGGCCCUGGGGUUGCGGCCGGCUCUGGCGAGACCUUGCCAGGCCAGCUGGAGUACUUGGAGAGAGGCUUGGCCACCGCCUUGGAAGAGCAGAAGUUAUAUGCGGCUGAAGCAUCCAGGGCCGCUGAAGACGCCGCCGCUGAGGCCUCGGCAAUGGCGUCCUCUCUCAGCCAGGUGGAAGCGUCGCUCGACCAAGCCAGCGCGCGCGUCCAGGCUCUGACCCGGCAAGUGCAGGCCGUGCUGCAACAGACAGGUUCCAGCCUACCGGCGCCGGCUGAAGCUGAUCUAGAUCAGCAGCUCGAGUACCUAGAGGAGUCCCUCAGAGCCCUGGAAUCGGAGCUUGGCAAGGCUCGCGAAGCGUCAUCGUCUGCUUCUGCCAAGAAGCAGAACAUCGAACAGGUUGACGCGGUCCUCAUGGGCUUGUGGGAGAUCAUUCAGACGGGCUACGCCGAGAUCGAGCAGCAAAGGGCCGCUCGACGGCAGAACCGCGCCCUGGGUCAGGGCGGCGAUGACGACGACGAACUGUCCAGCAACGAGUUCGAGGGCGAUACCAAUGAGCCGUACUCCCUGCAAGCCUUCUCGACCAAGGUUCAAUGGCUAUACGCACAGGCAACCGGCCUGAGGGAGCAGAAAUACAUCCUGCAGCGACAAAUCAAGCAGCAGCGCGAACUCAACAACCGCAGCGAAUCCGAGAAGGAUCGCGAGCUCAAAGCCAAAUCCGACGAGCUCGAACAGACGCACCACCUCCUCGACGAAGCAGAGCGCGCUGCUCAGGAAGCCCAAACCCAGCUCCAACGGGUCCUCGCCGACAUGGACACCCUCCAGAAGACCACGGCCGCCAACGAAGCCGCCUCGGCCUCCUCGACCAAGGCGAUCCAAGACCAGCUCAAGGAGCGCACCGCCCGCAUCGCCGCGCUGGAGUCCGAGGUGCGUGAGGCCGAGUCCCGCCUCGCCACCGCCGAGGCCAACACCUCGGCUACGCAGUCCCAGCUCCAGCAAUCCAACUCGGCCCGCACAGCGGCCGAAGCCGAGCUCGCCACCCUCCAGUCCCAACUCGCGUCCGCCACCGAGGCGGCCAACACCGCCUCGGCCGAGGUCAGCAAGCUCCAGCAGGAGCUCCAGUCCAAGGACGCCGAGCUCGAGAGCAUGAACACGAUGGUGAUCGAGCUCAAGACCGAGGUGGCCUUCACAAAGGCCGAGCUCGACGGCGCGUACGGCUCGCGCAAGCAGCGCGCCGCCGAGGCCGCCGCUGCCGCUAACAACAGCAAUAAUAACAACAACGGCAACACGGAGGAGCUCAACCAGCAGAUCGUGCGGCUGCGCGCCGAGCUGGAGAAUGCCCUGCGCGACCUGGAGGAGAUCACGCGUGAGUCGAUCGCCGCGGAACGGGACCGCCUGGAGAUUGAGAGCAAGCUGGACGAGGUCGUGGGCGUCAAGUCGGACCUGGAGGCCGAGGUGGGUAGCUUGAGGGACCGGCUGGCGCGAGCGCAGGAGGAGCUCGAUAAGGAGCGACUCAAGCCUGCUGCCGCGGGGACGAGAGGCGGGGCGGGGGCGAGUAUGUUGAGCGAGCAGUUCCGUGGCAUGAUGAAGGAGGAGCGGAGGAAGUUCCAGGAGGAGUUGAAGGUGAGUUUUCUCUUUUCUUUUUCCUUGGUGGUCCUGACGGGCUUGGAAACUGGGAGAGAGAAAGAGAGAUCGAUACUAAUGAUUGCGUUUUUCUUUUCUUUUCUGCAGGAGGAACAAGCGAAACGCCGCAAGCUGGAGGACGAGCUACGCUCGAUGAGGAGGGGCGGUCUCAGUCCCCUCCAGGCCACGCGCGCUUCUACUGCAAGGGGUACGCUCAGCCCCAGGUGA
Chaetomium strumarium is the source of this 3174-nucleotide messenger RNA. Its product is annotated as Up-regulated during septation-domain-containing protein. The transcript is spliced from 3 exons. NCBI's taxonomy places the organism in Eukaryota, Fungi, Ascomycota, Sordariomycetes, Sordariales, Chaetomiaceae. The coding region runs from base 1 to 3174 and encodes 1057 amino acids. The record is from RefSeq and is a predicted model, not a curated record.